Messenger RNA from Papaver somniferum (opium poppy), 1518 nucleotides. RefSeq names its product fructose-bisphosphate aldolase 1, chloroplastic-like. NCBI's taxonomy places the organism in Eukaryota, Viridiplantae, Streptophyta, Magnoliopsida, Ranunculales, Papaveraceae. The transcript has 6 exons. The coding region runs from base 92 to 1282 and encodes 396 amino acids. The record is from RefSeq and is a predicted model, not a curated record. Gene Ontology annotation, cellular component: cytosol. Gene Ontology annotation, molecular function: fructose-bisphosphate aldolase activity. Gene Ontology annotation, biological process: glycolytic process; fructose 1,6-bisphosphate metabolic process.
UGGGGAUGUCAUAGCAGAGGCUCAGAACAGUCUGUUUGUUAAGAUAAGAAUUCUGUAGAGAGGAAAAGAGAAACCAAAAAGAGGGACAGAAAUGGCUUCAGCUUCUCUCUUCAAAUCAUCUGCAGUUCUUGACAAAUCUGACUUUUUUAAGGGUCAGUCCCUUCGCCAACCUUCAGCCUGUGUUGGUAGACGCAAUGCUGUCGCUCCUUCAGCUCUUACCGUUAGAGCUGGUUCUUAUGCUGAUGAGCUUGUCAAAACCGCGAAAUCUAUUGCAACUCCUGGACGUGGAAUCAUGGCCAUGGAUGAGUCAAAUGCAACCUGUGGUAAGCGUCUUGCAUCAAUCGGGUUGGAAAACACCGAAGCAAACCGUCAGGCAUACAGGACCCUCCUUGUAAGUGCUCCAGGUCUAGGCAACUACGUCUCUGGUGCUAUCCUCUUCGAGGAGACACUCUACCAAAGCACAGUCGAUGGUAAAAAGAUAGUCGACAUUCUUGCUGAACAGAACAUCAUCCCCGGUAUUAAAACCGACAAGGGUUUGGUACCAUUGGCAGGUUCCAACGAUGAGUCAUGGUGCCAGGGUCUUGAUGGCCUAUCUUCUCGUUCUGCUGCUUACUACCAACAGGGAGCUCGUUUCUGCAAAUGGCGUACAGUAGUGAGCAUUCCUAACGGUCCAUCAGCACUAGCAGUCAAAGAAGCAGCCUGGGGUCUUGCUCGCUACGCUGCCAUUUCUCAAGACAACGGUUUGGUCCCAAUUGUGGAACCCGAGAUUUUGCUUGAUGGUGAACACGGAAUUGAGAGGACCUUCGAGGUAGCCCAACAGGUAUGGGCAGAGGUAUUUUUUUACCUUGCACAGAACAAUGUCAUGUAUGAAGGUAUCCUCCUCAAGCCUAGCAUGGUCACUCCCGGUGCUGAGUGCAAGGAAAGAAACACACCCGAACAGGUUGCUGAUUACACCCUCAAGCUUCUUAACCGAAGAAUUCCUCCAGCUGUCCCUGGUAUCAUGUUCUUGUCUGGUGGGCAAUCCGAAGUCGAAGCAACAUUGAACUUGAACGCAAUGAACCAAUCCCCUAACCCAUGGCAUGUAUCAUUCUCAUAUGCUAGAGCACUUCAAAACACCUGUUUGAAGACAUGGGGAGGAAGACCCGAAAACGUGAAGGCAGCUCAGGAUGCCCUGCUCACUCGUGCCAAGGCCAACUCCCUAGCUCAGCUCGGUAAAUACACUGGAGAGGGAGAGUCUGACGAAUCCAAGGAAGGUAUGUACGUGAAGAAUUACUCCUACUAAUCAAUUGGUAUCGAGACCUUCCGAUGAACAAGAAGAAGAAGACGUGUCAUGAUAAUUAAGUUAUCGGAGAAAGGUUUUUCUUACCGUGUGUUAUGCGUAUAAUUUGUCGAGACUAUUUUUGUUCAUUAAAUGUACUUUUACCCGCUUAAUAAGUUUCUUGCUCAAUGAAAUUAGUUAGUUAAUUAGCAUGCAAGCAUAUCAUGCUUAAACUCGGAAGUAAUCUCCUGAUUCUCAUA